Messenger RNA from Apis cerana (Asiatic honeybee), 4337 nucleotides. RefSeq names its product glucose dehydrogenase [FAD, quinone]. Gene Ontology annotation, molecular function: oxidoreductase activity, acting on CH-OH group of donors; flavin adenine dinucleotide binding. The record is from RefSeq and is a predicted model, not a curated record. Lineage: Eukaryota; Metazoa; Arthropoda; Insecta; Hymenoptera; Apidae.
GACACCGAGGCUGACACAUGAAGCAAAGAUUCAAAUGAAAUAAUUCGAUGGAACCGACAUUCAUAACGAUUCAAAUAGGAAUUAUUUGAUUCGUUUGUCAUUAUCGUUUCGAUCAACAAUGGCAUCGUCUAGUUCCAUUAUCGAAGAUGCAAACCCUAGGUAAAUCCAGGAUAUUCGAUCAUAGUAACUCACUUUAUUGAUAACAAUGAAACCGAUCCUUUACAAACUAUCGUAUAUUCCUUGAAAAAAACAAAUUUUUCGUGUUACCCAAAAAUUUUCUGAACCAAAAAUAAGAAAGAGGAAUAACUCUGAAACUUGGAAUCCCAAACACUAAGAUCGGGAAAAAAAAAACAAAUUCUAAGAAACGAAAGAUGACGUUAAUAAGCACAGCGACCCUGGCCGUCAAAACUGCCACUCUCCUCCUCGGGAAAUUGGCCAUAAUACCGAUCAUCAUAGCGGCCCUAGCUUAUUACAAUUACGAUCUAAUGGAUCCCGAGAAUCAACCGAAGGUGACCAAGAAUUUAAGAAAGGAGUACGAUUUCGUGGUGGUGGGUGGUGGCUCGGCCGGAAGCGUGGUUGUGAACAGGCUCACCGAGAAUCCGGAAUGGAGUGUGCUGUUGUUGGAGGCUGGAGGCCACGAAACCGAGAUAACGGACGUCCCUAUACUGUCCCUAUACUUGCACAAGAGCAAACUGGAUUGGAAAUACAGGACGCAACCGCAGGAUUCGGCUUGUCAGGCGAUGGUCGAUCGACGAUGCUGUUGGACCAGAGGGAAGGUUUUGGGAGGUUCGAGUGUGCUGAACACGAUGCUUUACAUUCGAGGAAAUCGACGAGAUUUCGACCAAUGGGAGAGCUUCGGCAAUCCUGGUUGGGGUUACGACGAUAUACUUCAUUAUUUCAAAAAAUCUCAAGACCAAAGAAAUCCCUAUUUAGCUCGUAACACUAAAUAUCACAGCACAGGAGGAUACCUGACGGUACAAGACUCCCCGUACAACACGCCGUUGGGUAUAGCCUUCCUCCAAGCUGGGGAGGAGAUGGGCUACGAUAUACUGGACAUAAACGGGGAGCAGCAGACGGGUUUCGCCCUGUACCAGUACACGAUGAGGCGGGGGACGAGGUGCAGCGCGGCGAAGGCGUUCAUCAGGCCCAUCCAGCUUCGACGCAACUUCGACCUCUCGUUGUGGAGCCACGUGACCAGGAUCCUGAUAGACCCGCGCACGAAACGUGCACGCGGCGUGGAGUUCAUCAGGGCGGGGCGGAGGGAGGUGGUGCUCGCGAGGAAGGAAGUGAUAUUAUCGGCAGGCGCGAUAAACUCGCCCCAAUUGUUGAUGCUGUCGGGCAUCGGGCCGAGGCGCCACCUCGAGGAGCUCGGGAUCCCGGUGAUCCACGACUCGCCGGGCGUCGGCCAGAAUCUGCAGGAUCACAUAGCCGUGGGCGGCAUCAUAUUCCUCAUAGAUUAUCCGAUCAGCAUAGUGCUCAACCGGAUGGUGAACAUCAACUCGGCCCUCAGAUACGCCAUCACCGAGGACGGGCCGUUGACGGCCAACGUCGGCCUCGAGACGGUCGGCUUCAUCUCGACCAAGUACGCGAACAAGAGCGACGAUUGGCCCGACAUCGAGUUCAUGCUCACCUCCUCCUCGGUCAACUCGGAUGGCGGCACCCACGUGAAGAACGCGCACGGGUUGACGGACGAGUUCUACAAAGAGGUGUUCGAGAGCAUAAACAGGCGCGACGUGUUCAGCGUGUUCCCCAUGCUGCUCAGGCCCAGGUCGCGCGGUUUCGUGAAGCUGAGGUCGAGCGACCCCCUCGACUACCCCCUCAUGUAUCACAACUACCUCACCGACCCGUACGACAUCGACGUGUUGAGGGAGGGGGUGAAGGCCGCCAUCGCGUUCGGCCAGACGAGCAGCAUGAAGAGGUUCGGCGCGAGGUUCCACAGCCACCCCGUCCCCAACUGCAAGCACAUACCGUUGUACACGGACGAGUAUUGGAACUGCGCGAUACGCCAGUACACCAUGACCAUUUACCACAUGAGCUGCACGGCCAAGAUGGGGCCGCGGACCGACCCUAUGGCCGUCGUCGAUCCCGAGCUCAGGGUGUACGGGGUGAACGGGUUGAGGGUGAUCGACGCGUCUAUCAUGCCCACCAUCACCAGCGGAAAUAUAAACGCGCCUGUGAUAAUGAUAGGCGAGAAGGGGGCGGAUUUGGUUAAGGAGCAAUGGUGGUACGGACGUGGUGGCAACGCCACCGUCUGGUCGUGAUAGGCCGCUAUGUGGAGAUGGAUUUUACGUAUAGGGAGAUAUGAUACACUUUUGUUGUUUCGAAUUUAAUUCAAAAUGUCUUCUCAAGGAUUGUGGAUUUAAUUUCAAUCUUGUGAAAUGUAAUCGUUUAAGGAAUUGUUUAUUUAUUCCUUGUAAAAUUGUAAUAUAAUAUAUAUAUUUGAUAGUAGGAUAUUGAUCGAUUUGGAAUUGAUCUAUAGUGAAGUUAUUCCUCUUUUAUUGUAUGGAAUAAUUGAAACGAAUGGAAUUGUAAUAAGAGAGAAUUGAAAAGAAUUGAUGAGAGAAUUAUUGAUUUUGCAAGCAAUUGUGCUUGAACAACGUGAACUCGGCGUGAAAUUUAUGUAAACGUUACAUAAUAAAAUAAGAGAAGAGAAUGUUAUUAAAAGGAUCGGUAAGAAGUAUAUGCAUGCUGUUUGUUGCUGUGUCUGCAAAGUUCUUGUACAAUUUAUAUUGUGUAUAAAACAAAUUCAAACUGACAAUAUCAGUUAGUUCGUGCAAGAAAGUUUUGAUGGUAAACCAAUGGCAAAAAGUUGUCGCAAUUUCUUUUUUUUUUUCAAUUUUAUAAUCUUAUGCUGUUACUUUCUCGUUCGACAAAUGAAAUAUAGAAGGAAAUAAAAUUAAUUCGAAAUAAGCAGGCAGCCUGCCUUCAUAUUUCUCAAGAGAAAAAUUCAACGGUAAUUGCAACAUUUUCGAUGAAUAUUUGCUCGGUGAAAUCGGGUCAAUGGAUUUUUAUUAUCGUUUAUUAUCACGAUAUAAAUUUUCUUAAUUAAAGUUGAUAUUAAGAAAAGUACCAAAAAAUGGUAUCGCGCCGAUAUUUGUAAAUAUUAAAGCUAAAAUUAAAAUACAAUAUUAUAGUUUGAAAAUAUCACGUGCCAAGAUUUAUGCCAAAUACGAUCAAAUUGAAAAAAAGAACAUGAAACAUUCUUUCUAAUAUCAAAUCUUUGAAUAUAAUCUUAACUUAGACUUUCGAGCAUGUUGUUCAAGAAUUGUAUGUUCAUGAAUUGUACUUCUACAGUUGUAAACUUUUUUUAUACAUAUAUAUAUUUUUAAAAAUGACUAUUAUGCUUGUACGUCAUUAUUUUCUACGAAAAAAGAAAAGAAAAAUUGUAAUAUUAUAAUUUAACCCGUUCGUUAUCAAAGAAUAGUGCGUUUUGAAAGAUCGUGUAUUGUCAUGGAUACAAUGGAUCAGAUUUGAUGAUCUACAGUGUGAUGAACGCGGAUUAGAAUUGCGAUUUUAUGCGGUCAGAAUUAAGGAAUAGUUAAUGAAUUAAAAAUUAAGAAAGAGCGAGUGUUAGUUACAAAUGAUAUAAGGAUAGAAUAAAUGUUAAUUUCAAUGAACGAAAAGAGACAAAUGCGCUACUUGUGACCAAAUAAUUAACAUAUCAUACAUAUAUAUAUAUAUGUAUGUAUACUUUUCCUAUAUUUUAAACUUUUAAAAUAUUCGUUAAUAUUUAUUUAUUUAUUAUUUUAUUUAUGUUAGAAAUUUAAUUAUAUUGUUAUAAAUAUAUCUAUUUAUAAUAACAAUAAUAAUAAUAUUUAAUUUUAUUAAGUAGAUUAAUUCUUUAUUUUUUACUACUUCGAUUUAUUGUAAUAAAAAAAGAUAUUAUUAGAUUUUUAUUAAAAAGAGAUAAACUCGUUAAAAAUUUUCCUUUUUUCCCCAUCUAAACUAUGAAACGAAAAAUUGUAAAACGAUAUUGUGAUUUCCACGUUCAAAUUUUUUUUUUUUAGAAAAUAAAUCAUCCAUUUUAAUUAUCGAAGGAUCGAAGAAAUUUUAAACGAGAGAAUGGCGGGAAAAUUGGAGAAAUCAUAGAUAAAUAUGUUACAAACCCUAGGGGAAACAAUUUUCGAUUAAAGACGUGUUAUUUCUAGAGAGAAUAAUAUAUGUACGGCUUUCUCGUGAUAAACAGAUUGUUUUUAUUGACUUUUUGUUGACUGUUGUUCAGCUAUUUUCUAUAAAUAAAUAUUUUAAUAUUUCGUGUGAAAUUCUAUGUAAUUACGAAAGUUGAUAAUUUAUCGUGUAAAAAUAUUUUGAAUGAAAUAAACGUCACACCGAAUAAA